Messenger RNA from Talaromyces amestolkiae, 840 nucleotides. RefSeq lists its product as uncharacterized. Lineage: Eukaryota; Fungi; Ascomycota; Eurotiomycetes; Eurotiales; Trichocomaceae. The record is from RefSeq and is a predicted model, not a curated record. The coding region runs from base 1 to 840 and encodes 279 amino acids. The transcript is spliced from 2 exons.
AUGGAUGCAUUUACUGUCGUCAUCUGCCAUGGCUCUUAUCACACUCCAAUUCCUUACAAGCCCUUCAUGACUGCUCUCCAGAAGCAACGAAUAGAGGCUUACUGUCCUCAGCUUCCCACCGCUGAUCUCAUAAAAUUGAACGUUAGCCCAUCCCCGAAUGGGUCCCCGGAUUUUGAUAGCCCACCACCGGCAACUGGCUAUCCCCAGCCUGCAGACGAUGCAAUUGUGAUCAACGAACUCCUCGAAAAACUCAUUGAAAAGCAAGGAAAGAACGUUCUCUUAUUUGGUCACUCCUCCGGUGGCUUCUUGGCUACAUACGUGGCCCGGCGAAAGUAUCAAAAGAAAGCUCGCAAGGAGAACAACCUUGAAGGGGGUAUCAUCGGCAUUUUCUAUGCUUGUGCAUUCCUGGUCCCCGUCGGCGAGUCUUGUCAUUCUUUUUUCCAACCUAAGGAUGGAUCGGAGGGUGUUGUACCGCCGUUUUGUCGCUUUCAUGGAAAUGGAUUUGAAGGCAUCGCAUCCACUGUUGAUGCUGCUAAAUACUUCUUCAACGGAUUACCCGAAGACGAGGCGAAGUAUUACGAGUCCACAAUGACAGCUAGCCCGGUCCUAAGGACGGUGUUAGAUCAUGAUGCCUACAGAGAGUUGCCCUGUGCUGCUCUAAUCUGUGAAAACGAUCUAGCUUUGCCCCAUGCGUACCAGGAAAUGAUGGUUGCAAUGCAAACAGAAAGAGAAGAGACACACUUUACAGUGUAUAAGUGCGAUGCAGGGCAUUCGCCACAUUUGACCUGGACAGAUAGGCUCGUUGAAUGUGUACAGGAAUGGGCAGUUUCUAUUAUGUAA